Molecule: messenger RNA, 1452 nt
Organism: Mytilus californianus (California mussel)
Lineage: Eukaryota; Metazoa; Mollusca; Bivalvia; Mytilida; Mytilidae
Exons: 9
Coding region: 182-1327 (381 amino acids)
Source: RefSeq, a predicted model, not a curated record
UAAAGACGGACAGGUGCGACAUUAAAUAUUACAAUCUUUAAUUACAGUGAAUUUUCACAAAUUCAAUGUGUGUGUAUGUAAUGUACCAUGCAAAAAAGUAACUUUAACCUGGGAGUUUUGUUUUAGUUUGAUAUAUUCGAAAAUCAAAAAAAAAAACAAAAAAACGCCAAAACAUUGGAUUAUGAUUAGAAUGAGUUACCAUGUACUGUUUUUGAUAUUCUUGCUUCAUACGCUUACAUUUCAAGCAUAUUGUGAGUGCGACUUGCCGCCUGAUUUAGAUGGUGCAUGGUGGGAUAGCAGCGCGGGAAAUGUUCAGUUUUCUCAGACCACAAAGCAGUUAGAUGGAUGGUCAUUCACUGUAUACACACAAAGUUUGUCUGCAUUCACAUGUGUAGAGAGUGUUGACAAUAUAUUACUGUUUAAGAGUAACAAAGAAGCCAAUACAUUUGGAGCACUUUAUUACGGAUUUCUGUGUAUGGUGUACACCAAUAUAACAUCAUCCAGCUUCAGGUAUUAUCUAAAGGCAGAUGAGGAACCCGAUGAAGCUUCUAAACAAAGGGUUAAAAUGAUGGUGAAGGAAAAUGCUUUAGAGCCUUACGAUGUAAAUGUUAUUUGUAAUCCAGUUAAUGGUCCAUCAUUAGAAGAGUAUCAUGUUCUAGUAAAGCAAGACAAACAGUCGUUGUUGAACCAGUAUUUACCUGAUAUACUGCUUGGUGUAUUCUCCUACAGUGUAAACGAUGGAGAUUCUUCCUAUUGUAUUGAUGGUUCUCUAUGGGAUUCGUGUACAAAUAAAACAUCUAUCAACUUAAACUAUACACUGUGUUCAACUGUAAUGUUUGGGUCAGCAACUGGUCAUUUGUACAGUGUUACCUAUGUGUUACAGGGUAGUACCUACUAUGUUACAGUUAUAAACUCUGAUGGUCAGGAUACACUGUUUACCUGCUUGGCAGUGGUGUCAUCAGGAGGGAAAAUUGUCAUGAGCACAAACCCGGGCAGCUGUGAAAAGGGACAGACACCAUUUUCAAGAACAUCUAAUCAGGAAAGUGUCCUGAUUACUUUGUCUCAAUAUGCUUUUAAUAGUGAUAAUUCAGACCUGUCGUCAGAUACAGAUAUCAACAUUCUAGCUUUAAUCGUCGGUUUGUUUGCUGCGCUAGUAUUCCUUAUUGUUGCAUUGUCUGCUUUUGUAUUGUAUCGGAAGUGCUUCAGACGAAGAAGUCAUAUACACCACGUACACAGACGUGUCAUUCCAGGCUUGGUGUAUCCUAAGAAAAUUACUUUAGCAGAUGCAGGUAUUGGUGAUGUGGUACUUCAUUCACCAAGAGUUUAAAUAAAGAUUCCAAGAGAAACGAUUUAGAGGGGGAAACAUUGGUGUUUAUAAAACAAAUAUUUAUUUCAGUUAAAUGGUGUUGUACAAUAGUUUAUUGUGGAAAAAAAUCUAGUUUACCUGUUAAA